GUCUUGUCAAGUGAUAUGUUUUCUUUGUAUAAAAUAUAAUCAUGUUGUUUUUAACUAAUUAAAAAAAUAAUAUUAAUUUCAGUUUAUAAAACUAAUUAUUUUAUAAAAUGACAACUUUACAAAAUACAGGAAAAUUUCGAUCCUUUAGAACAGAUACAAAAAAUGACCAAAAUCAAGAAGGAAAUGCAUCAGGUGAUGCUUCAGGAAGCAGGUUAAAUGAAGUUAAUGAAAAUAUAAGAGUAGAUGGUUUAUAUGGAUUUCAUAGAGUAAAUGAUAUAAAAGAAAGAAUAGGAUAUCUUAUUAAUAUGCAUGCAACAGAAAUUAUAGAAGAUGAUAAAAGAUUAAUGAGCGGUGUUGAUUAUUACUUUUUAGAAGAAGAUUGUACCAGAUUUAAAAUUUCUUAUCCUUAUAAUCCAUAUUUUUAUAUUUUAUGUAAAAAGGAUACAUAUGAAGAAGUUUCUACUGGUUUAAAUAAAAAAUAUACUGAACUUAUACAAAAAAUAGAAACUAUUUAUAAAGAAGAUCUUGAUCUGCCAAAUCAUUUAAUUGGUUUAAAGCAGAAAUAUUUAAAACUUUCUUUUUUAAAUACUGUAGACUUAAACAAAGUAAGACGUGAUAUUAUGAAAGCUGUUAAAUUAAACAAGGAACGUGAAAAAAAUAAUACAUAUUAUACAAAUAUGUUAGCAACUGUAUUAAAUUCAGAUCAAGAUAGAGGAAAUCAUAAAAUGCAAACUAUUGAUUUUACAGAUAAUAUUCUUGAUAUUAGAGAAUAUGAUGUACCACAUCAUAUACGUGUUUCUAUAGAUAUGAAAAUUUGUUGUGGUAGUUGGUAUAUUAUUAAAACAAGAGGAAAUGAUGUACCACUUAUUACAAAAAAAGAUGAUAUUAUUGUACCACCUGAUCCAAUCGUAUUGGCAUAUGAUAUUGAAACUACAAAACUUCCUUUGAAAUUUCCAGAUGCAGAUACUGAUCAAAUCAUGAUGAUAUCAUAUAUGAUUGAUGGACAAGGAUAUUUAAUAACAAAUAGAGAAAUAAUUUCGUGUGAUAUUGAAGAUUUCGAAUAUACACCAAAACCAGAAUUUGAGGGAUUUUUUACAGUUUUCAAUGAACCUAAUGAGAAGGCCACAAUAAAAAAAUUUUUUGAUCAUAUAAAUGAUAUUCGACCACAUAUAUUUGUAACAUACAAUGGUGAUUUUUUUGAUUGGCCAUUUGUAGAAACUAGAGCAGCUUUUCAUAACAUAGAUAUGAAAAAUAAAAUUGGUUUUUCAAAAAAUCGAGAUGGAGUUUAUAGCAGUAGACCUGCUAUGCAUAUGGAUUGUUUAUGUUGGGUAAGACGCGAUUCUUAUCUUCCUGUAGGUUCUCAGAAUUUAAAAGCUGUAGCAAAAGCAAAACUUAGAUAUGAUCCAGUAGAAUUAGAUCCUGAAGAUAUGUGUAGAUUGGCAUCUGAAGAACCAGAAACUCUUGCAAAUUAUUCAGUUUCUGAUGCAGUUGCUACAUAUUAUCUUUAUCAAAAAUAUAUUCAUCCUUUCAUAUUUGCUUUAUGUACUAUUAUUCCUAUGGAACCAGAUGAAGUACUUAGAAAAGGAUCUGGUACAUUAUGUGAAUCUCUUUUAAUGGUACAAGCUUUUCAAGCUAAUAUCAUAUUUCCCAACAAACAAGAACAAGAAUUAAACAAAUUAACAAAAGAUGGUCAUUUAUUGGAUCAAGAGACAUAUGUAGGUGGGCAUGUUGAAGCUUUAGAAUCUGGUGUUUUUAGAGCUGAUAUUCCAUGCCGUUUUAAAAUAGUACCAAGUGCAGUAGAUGAAUUAAUAAAUGGUGUUGGACAUGCUUUGAAACAUGCAAUACAAGAAGAAGAAAAAAUACCUAUGGAAAUGGUUACAAAUUUUGAAGAAGUAGUUGAAGAAAUUACAGUGAAAUUGAAAGGUUUAAGAAAUCAACCAUUAAGAUUAGAAAAUCCUGUAAUUUAUCAUUUAGAUGUGGGUGCUAUGUAUCCAAAUAUUAUUUUAACUAAUCGCCUUCAACCAUCUGCAAUGGUUGAUGAAACAGUUUGUGCUGCAUGCGAUUACAACAAGCCAGGAGCACUUUGUCAAAGAAAUAUGAAGUGGAUGUGGAGAGGAGAAUAUUUUGCCGCAAGUUUAAGCGAAUAUCAACGAAUGCAACAACAACUUGAAAAUGAAAAAUUUCCACCACAAUUUCCGGAUGGUCCUCGCAGAGCAUAUCAUGAAUUAUCUAAAGAAGAACAAACAUCAUAUGAAAAAAAACGACUUACGGAAUAUUGUAAGAAAGCUUACAAGAAAGUUAAAAUUACCAAUAUGGAAGAAAAAACACAAACAGUUUGCCAAAAAGAGAAUUCAUUUUAUGUCGAUACCGUAAGAGCAUUUAGGGAUAGAAGAUAUGAAUAUAAAGCACUUACUAAAGUAGCAAAACAAGAAGUAGCAGUGGCUUUAGCAAAAGGAGAUGCGGCUGAUAUUAAAUCUGCUAAAAAUCGGGAAGUACUUUAUGAUUCAUUGCAACUUGCUCAUAAAUGUAUCUUAAAUUCUUUCUAUGGAUAUGUUAUGAGGAAAGGAUCUCGAUGGUUUAGUAUGGAAAUGGGUGGAAUAGUAUGUUAUACUGGAGCACAUAUUAUUAUGAGAGCUAGAGAAAUUAUAGAACAAGUUGGUCGUCCUUUAGAAUUAGAUACUGAUGGAAUUUGGUGUGUCUUACCAGCAUCUUUUCCUGAUAAUGUAGUUAUUCAUACAACACAUUCAAAAAAAAAGAAACUUGCAAUAUCAUAUCCAAAUGCUGUUCUUAAUUUUAUGGUGAAGGACCAGUUUACCAAUGAUGUAUAUCAUGAACUUGUUGAUCCUGAAAAUUUUACAUAUAAAGUUAGACAUGAAAAUUCUAUAUUUUUUGAAGUAGAUGGUCCUUAUUUAGCCAUGGUAUUGCCUGCUGCAAAAGAAGAAGGAAAAAAAUUAAAAAAGCGAUAUGCAGUAUUUAAUUUUGAUGGUUCUUUGGCUGAAUUAAAAGGUUUUGAAGUCAAACGAAGAGGUGAACUUCAAUUGAUAAAAGUUUUUCAAACUUCUGUAUUUGAAUCUUUUUUAAAAGGUAACACAUUAGAAGAAUGUUAUGCAUCAGUAGCCAAAGAUGCGGACUAUUGGCUCGAUAUUCUUUAUAGCAAAUGUGCAGAUAUGCCAGAUUCAGAAUUGUUUGAACUUAUAUCCGAAAACAAAUCGAUGUCACGUAAAUUGGAAGAUUAUGGAGGUCAAAAAUCUACAUCUAUUUCCACUGCUAAAAGAUUAGCUGAAUUUUUAGGUGAUCAAAUGGUUAAAGAUGCUGGAUUAGCAUGCAAAUAUAUAAUUGCUAAUAAACCUCAAGGCGCACCUGUUACAGAACGAGCAAUACCAUUAGCCAUAUUUCAAUCAGAACCAGCAAUAAGAAAGUAUUAUUUACGUAAAUGGUUAAAAGAUCCUAGUCUACAAAGCGAUGAUAUACGGAAUAUUUUAGAUUGGAGUUAUUAUAUUGAAAGACUCGGAAGUGCUAUUCAAAAAAUUAUUACAAUUCCGGCAGCAAUGCAAGGAUUGUCUAAUCCAGUUCCUAGAGUAAAACAUCCGGAUUGGUUACACAAAAGAGUAAUGGAAAAAAGUGCAACUCAUAAACAAAGAAAGAUUACAGAUGUAUUUAGCAUAAUACAUAAAGAUAAAGAAAAAGAUAAUGAUCACAAUUCAGAAUCAUCUGAUAUAUGUGAUGUAGAAGAUAUAGCUGGAAAAGCUCCAAUAUUUAAGCAACCAAUACCAAUAGCCAAUAAAAGAAAACGACAAAAUUCAGAAGAAAAUGAAUUAGAAAAUGCAAAUAAAAAUUGGAAAGAUGUUCUAGGUUCACCACCGUCAAUGGGAACAACAAAAGAAGAAAGAUUAGAAUGGCUAAAGUUUCAUAAACAAAAAUGGGCUUAUCAAGCCAAGCAAAGAGCUGAAUAUCAAAAGAACAAAAAAAGUAAACGUUCUAACGAUAAUGGGGAUCGAAUUAGUUGGGGUGUAAUACGAAAUACUAAUACAUCCACGUUAGGUGGUUUUUUGAGAAGAGCUCAAAGAAAAUUGUUUAUGACGCCAUGGCAAAUUAUACAAAUAUCACAAACAAAUGAACCUGGUUUAUAUCGAUUAUGGAUAUUAAUUGAAAGAGAUUUUCAUCAAUUGCGUCUUGUAGUACCUCGUAUAUUUUAUGUAAAUACUCGCAAACCAAAACCUGAUCCAGAACCAGGUAAAAAAGUAUCUUGGAAGAAGAGCAUGAAGAUUCUUCCACGAUCUCGUCCCGUAUAUAAUUUAUAUCAAUAUUCUGUGUCGGAAAUACAAUAUCAAAAACAUAGUCAAGAACUUUUAGAGGAUUUGAGUAAACCAGAAAUUGAAGGAAUUUAUGAAACUCAAAUGUCAUUAGAAUUCAGAGCUAUUCUUCAAUUGGGAUGCAUUUGUACAGUUGAUCCUAAAGCAGCACGCACGAUGGCAGAUGGUGCAGAUACGUUUUCUUUAGAUCAAUUAGAAUUCAAAAGUAUUGCUGUGCAACCUUAUCUUCAAAAUCUUCAUGAAAUCAAUUAUGUUUUCUUAUAUCAUCAUUGGAGUUCAAAUCAUCAAAGAGCUUUAUGGGGACUUUUUCUGAAUGCAAGUAAAAGAGCUCAUAUAUUUGUUUUGGAUUCUGUUUCAUCAAAUCAGAUGCCUAAUAUGAAUACAUUGUAUACUCAAGAACGAGAUAUUGUUAUAUCUAUGAAUGGAGCAGACAAAGUAAAAUUUUUACCAGAAUCAAUGCAAUUCACUUUGAAAUUUGAAACAAAUUUUCAACAAGUUUGCCGCAUUAUACAGGCAGCUAUAACUGCAUAUAAAAAUGAAGGAUAUAAUAUACCAAUAUUUAUUACUCAAACUGCUUUGGAUAAAACUGCAUUGGUAGCACAAAUGCCACUACUUAAUGAUUUUCCUUUAAUUAGUACCCAUGUGCAAGAUAUUGAAAAUUUAUAUAAUACACUGGAAUGGCAGAAAGUUGGUGCAAAAAUAAUGAUACGUCAUUAUUUUAAAAGUCAACAAAUUCUUGAACUAAUGUCGGAACAAUGUAGAUUCUUUCAUGCACCAAUUGGAAAUAUCCCAGCAGAUCCUGUUAUUUUUGGUGCAGAUUUAUUUUUUGCUAGACAUUUACAAAAAAAUAAUUUUGUAUUAUGGUGUUCUUCAACGGAAAAACCAGAUUUAGGUGGCAGUGAACAUGAUGAUAACAGAUUAUUAACGGAUUUUGAGGAAAGUUCACAAUGCGCUGCAAAUAAUUUUGGGACAUAUUCUAGUGUCUGCAUUGAAUUAGAAAUAGAAAAUUUAGCAGUAAAUACAUUAUUACAAUAUCAUCAUAUUCAUGAUAUUGAUGGAACUUCUAAUUUUGUUGCAUUUCACAAUCAACAACAAACAUCUGUUCAAGAUAUGGCAAUGGGUGAUUCUAUGACGAAUACGAUUCCUAGUUACGAUGAAAUAGUUCUUUGUAGUCCCGCUUUUAGAUCAUUACGAAGUAUGGUGAAUGCAUGGUUACUAGAUGUAUCAGUUUAUAAAAAUGUAUUUGCAGAUUAUCAAAUUAUACAUUUUUAUAGAUGGUUGCGUUCACCUAACGCUUUACUUUACGAUCCUGCUUUAAGAAGAACAUUGCAUACUUAUAUGAAAAAAUUAUUUGUACAAUUAUUAGCAGAAUUUAAAACUUUAGGAUCCAUAAUUGUUUUUGCGAAUUUUAAUAAAAUCAUUGUAUGUACUAAAAAAAGAGCAGUAAAUGAUGCAUUAGGCUAUAUAGAAUUUGUUGUUCAAACAAUACGUAAUAAAGAAAUUUUUCACAGUAUUGAAAUAACUUUUGAACAAUGUUGGGAAUAUCUAAAAUGGCUUGAUGUUCAUAAUUAUGCCGGCAUAAAAGGAAAAUUAACACAAAAUAUGGAAAGUAUUGCAAAUAAAAAUGUGAAUGAUGAAAAUUCUGAGAAUGAAGAUGAAGAUGAAGAUACUCCUGAAAUAGUAAUGAAUUGGAAUUUAAUGGAAUGUCUUCCUAAAGAAGCUGCAUGUCAAUCAAGUUUUAGCGCUAUAAUAGCGGGAUAUAUUAAUGCGAUUUACCAAUUUAUAUCUGAAAAUGAAUUGAAUGCUACUAUAAAACCUAGAAGAAAAUCAAACAGUCAAAGUUUAGCAGCACAAUUAGGAUUAGGAUCACUUGAAAAUACUGCAAAUUUUGCUAAAAAACUUAUAUCGGGAGAUAUGUCUCAGAAAUUGUUUCAAAUUGUGCAGAAAAUAUAUAAAAAACUUCCAGAAAUAACAUUAACAAUUCAAGAAUAUCCAAACUUAGAUUUAGAUGGUAAAGAUAGCAAAAGAAUUAAUCCUGCAUUGGAACUAGUUAAAUCAGUUUGUAAGGUUUUAUCUUUGGAUAAAGAAGUAGAAAAUGAAGUAUAUCAUUUACAAACAAAUUUGUUAAGAUUGAUUAGAAUUGGUAGUUUUAGUGAUGCAGUUGAAUGGAAAGAUCCAUGCAUUUCUUUGAUUUUACCUGAAAUUAUUUGUAAGGCAUGUAAUCAUACAAGGGAUAUUGAUCUUUGUAAAGAUAAUUUUUGUAUUAUGGAACAAAAUAGAUAUAUAUGGAAAUGUCCUCUUUGUAAAACAAGUUAUGAUAAUGAAGAAAUAGAAUUCCUUUUGAUAGAUUUAUUAAAUCGUAAGAGUAUGGGUUAUAUAUUACAAGAUUUACAAUGUUGUAAAUGUAAAGAAAUUAAAAGGGAAAAUAUGAAUGAAUUAUGUUCUUGUUCUGGUGAUUUUAAAACUUUAAUACCUAAAGAUGAAAUAGUAAAAUUUAUGAAAAUAUGCAAGUCUGUGGCCAGAAAAUGUGAUAUGGAAACUUUAAUGGAAAUAAUUCAAAAUACAAAACUCAUAGAAUGAAAAUAAUUUUAUCAAUAUAUAGAUAUUAUAAAUAACAAAUUAAAAAUGAAAACUAUAUUUGUA
Messenger RNA from Apis laboriosa (Himalayan honeybee), 6956 nucleotides. RefSeq names its product DNA polymerase epsilon catalytic subunit 1 (gene DNApol-epsilon255). Gene Ontology annotation, cellular component: nucleus; epsilon DNA polymerase complex. The coding region runs from base 108 to 6893 and encodes 2261 amino acids. NCBI's taxonomy places the organism in Eukaryota, Metazoa, Arthropoda, Insecta, Hymenoptera, Apidae. Gene Ontology annotation, molecular function: zinc ion binding; DNA binding; single-stranded DNA 3'-5' DNA exonuclease activity. Gene Ontology annotation, biological process: DNA replication; mitotic cell cycle; base-excision repair, gap-filling. The record is from RefSeq and is a predicted model, not a curated record. The transcript is spliced from 27 exons.